Frankliniella occidentalis (western flower thrips) is the source of this 2697-nucleotide messenger RNA. RefSeq names its product carboxypeptidase B-like. Bases 327 to 2201 code for a protein of 624 amino acids. The record is from RefSeq and is a predicted model, not a curated record. Lineage: Eukaryota; Metazoa; Arthropoda; Insecta; Thysanoptera; Thripidae. Gene Ontology annotation, biological process: proteolysis. Gene Ontology annotation, molecular function: zinc ion binding; metallocarboxypeptidase activity. The transcript has 6 exons.
CGGCACUUCCCUGACCAAAGUCAACACACGGGGCCCUUCGACAGGACCGGCCCUCAACGCCGUCCCCAUCACCGCUCAAGGGCCCACGUGUACGGGUGAUGGAGCCCAACGUCCUUCGAUUGAACCAAGGUCGCAGUAGCGGAGUCGUCCCUGCUGGUGGGUGUCACCAAGGCCAAGCCAAGCUCCCCGUCCCUUUUGCCGGCGUUGGCGCGGCGCGGCGUGGCGCGGCGGAGUGACCGGCGGGCAGGCGGCGUGGGACCGGUCCGGCGCGGGCUGUGCGAGGGCAUAAAAGCUCGCCGGCACCCGGGUGCGGCCUGUAGUGCACCAUGGCCGCCGGCCGAGGGUGGUUGUCGCGCGCGCUCGUGCGCUCGGCGCUCGUGCUGGCCGUGCUGGGCGCGUGCUCGUGCUCGCCCUGGGGCCAGGACGACGUGGACCGGCUGCGCGAGUGGCAGGAGCGGCAGGACGAGCGGCUGCGGGCGCAGCAGCGCGGCCUGGAGGAGCGCCAGCGCCUGCACGACGACCUGAUGCUGGAGCGGCACUUCCUGCAGUCGGACCUGCAGCUGCACCGCGAGCGCCAGCAGGACGACCACCAGUGGCAGCGCGACGAGCGCCUCAACGACCACCAGCGGCUGCGCGACGACCUGCUGCAGGAGCGCCAGGUGGAGCAGUCGGACCGCCAGCUGCACCGGCAGACGCUGCAGGACCAGGGCAUCGACGAGCGGCAGCAGCUGCGCGACGAGCUCGAGCGCGACCGGGAGGGCGAGACGGAGGACCUGCGCCGCCAGCGGGAGCAGCUGCGCGACCAGACGCGCCGCGACCGCGAGCGCACGGACCGCGAGCGCGAGCACGAGCAGAACCGGCGGGAGCGCGAGCAGCACCGGCGCCAGCAAGAGCGCGAGCGCGAGCAGCAGCGGGUCGAGAGGGAGCGCGACCUGCGGCUGCAGCGCCGCCGCUGGAGGAGGGCCGCCGACAACGCCACGGCCGAGGACAAGGCCGAGGCCAAGGCCGAGGCCCCGGCCGUCAAGUCGUACGAGGGCGCGCAGCUCUGGAGAGUGCAAGUCUCAGAGGGCGACGUCGCCAACCUGCAGCGGGUGGAGGAUGACGGAGUGGCCCAAAUAUGGUACAGCAACGCGACCGUGUGGGACCUGAUGGUGAACUCGGAGAACCAACCCCACGUCAGCAAACUCCUCGCCGACAACAAGCUCGCCUACACUGUCGUCAUCCCGGACAUGCAGCGCGCCAUCCUGGACGAGAACCCAGCCCUGUCCGACGACGAGCUGGAGCUCACCGGCAGGAAGGGCCACCGCAUGACCUGGCAGCACUACCACCGCGCCGCCGACAUGCACGGCUGGCUGGACUACCUGGCCAAGACGUACCCGUCCGUGUGCGAGACCCUGGUCAUCGGCAACUCGGUGGAGGGCAGGCCGCUCAAGGUGCUGCACAUCAAGGGCAAGCCCGGCAGCCCCGCCAUGUGGGUAGACGGCGGCAUUCACGCGCGUGAGUGGAUCACAUCCGCCUCCGUCUCCUACAUGAUCAACGAACUCGUCGAGAACCGGGACGCGCACAGUGCCUGGGUCGACGCCGUGGACCUGUACGUCCUGCCGCUGGCCAACCCCGACGGGUACGAGUUCUCCCACGCCGGGGACCGAAUGUGGAGGAAGAACCGCCGCAGGGGGGGCGGCUGCGACGGCAUCGACCUGAAUCGCAACUUCGGCUACAAGUGGGGCGGCAAGGGCGCGGGCCCGCAGCCCUGCCAGGAGAUCUACCGCGGCUCGGCUCCCUUCUCGGAGCCGGAGACUAGCGCCAUCCAGAGCUUCGUGCUGGCGCGCAAGGCGAGCCUCAAGUCGUACCUCAGCUUCCACAGCUACGGCCAGUACGUCCUGUACCCGUGGGGCUACGACCGCUUCGUGCCGCCGGACCACCAGGACCUGCAGCGCGUCGGCACCAAGAUGGCCAACGCCAUGCGCGCGUCCAGCGGGCUCAGCUACACCGUGGGCUCCUCCGCCGCGCUGCUCUACCCUGCGUCCGGUGGAUCCGACGACUGGGCCAAGGGCCAGGCGGGGCUCAAAUACGCCUUUACCGUGGAGCUGCGGGACACGGGCCGUCACGGUUUCGUGCUCCCCUCUAGCCACAUCCUGAGCUCCGGCAAGGAGGUCCUGGCGGCCGUGCGCACACUGGCGCAGGAGGUGGCCCAGCUCUAAACCUCGACUACCUGUACUUUACGAAGAGUCGAAUGGUAUCGGGAGCACUCUAUCUUCUGCGAAGAUUCCCGGAGCCGCGCGCUUCCACCGAUCCGGGGACGUGUUGCUGCAAGCAAACGAAUCUCCGACGAAUUUCGAGUGCCUUUCUAUAUUAUAAUUAUCUUUUUUAAAAGGCAGAAUAGUAUGCGCGAGUCAAAUCUAGGAGCCCGCGCCGACUGUGCAUUGAGGCUUGAGGGCCACGCACGCCAAAGACUGCCUCCUAGUUCUUAAGUUAUAGUUAUUGCGUAGUUUGAUAAAAACAUUUAAUUUGACUAUUGUUUUUAUUUUAUUUUUGUUUUAAACAUGUGUGCGAUUUUUGGCGUAAAUAACCCGAUCUCAAAAAAAUAAUAUUUUUGUCCUGUGUGUCAAUUGUACAUAAAUACAUUUUGAUCGUAUGGCAUAUUACUUGUUUUGUUUCAGAUCGCACUGACUGAAUAAAAGUAUUAUUAAGACCAAA